AUGCAUAAAGGCGGAGGUGAAGCAAGAGCCCGAGUUUCCGAGUCGAGCAGAAGUCGUGAAACGCAAGUCUACAGGUCAAAAGGGGAGUUUGUUGUCGAAUACAUUGAAGAGCUAAUCAGCGGGAAGGAAGGGAAAGUGCGCGACUCCCAGAGAGAUCAAAAUCAAAUAGGUGAUCAUUCCUAUUAUUUCAACCACCGUGGUGCAUCGUUCUGCAUUGACGCUGCAGCAGACUCUGAUCGGCUUGGUAAAGAACUGCUCUACGAUUAUGGUGACAGUAGUAAGGAAUCUUUAAAAAGCUUUCCAUGGUUGAAACAUUGA
Molecule: messenger RNA, 318 nt
Organism: Leptopilina heterotoma
Lineage: Eukaryota; Metazoa; Arthropoda; Insecta; Hymenoptera; Figitidae
Product: N-lysine methyltransferase KMT5A-like
Exons: 3
Coding region: 1-318 (105 amino acids)
Source: RefSeq, a predicted model, not a curated record